This is a messenger RNA of Humulus lupulus (European hop), 1850 nucleotides long. RefSeq lists its product as uncharacterized. The transcript has 2 exons. The record is from RefSeq and is a predicted model, not a curated record. The coding region runs from base 145 to 1620 and encodes 491 amino acids. NCBI's taxonomy places the organism in Eukaryota, Viridiplantae, Streptophyta, Magnoliopsida, Rosales, Cannabaceae.
AAAAAUUGCAAAUCAGAUACUAUUGACAUGGUAAUGGUAAUGGUAUGGUUGCUCAUCUUGAAGCCAGAGGAAGAGUUUGCUGAGCCGAAGUAGAUUUUCUACAAAGCAACUUAAAUCAUCUCGUUGGGGGUCAAUAGAUAGAAUAUGGCCGAGAAUGAGGAUAGACGUAUAACGCAUCAGGAGGAGACCAAGCUGGCUGAUAAUAAUGAACAGUCAGAUAGCCAUAUUCAAUUAAAUGAUUCAUAUACGGAGUUUAUAAAAGAAAUCAAAGUGGAAAUACAAGAAGAAACUAAAACGAGCAAAGCAGAGGAAGGUGGGCAUAAUAGGAUAGGCUGGCUUCCACAGAUCUUGCGUCGAGAUAAUCAGAAAUUUGUAUAUACAUACUGUCACCCAAGAGAGUUGCCAAUCGGUCCGCUAUGUUAUGAUCCUUCUAUUGACUUACCACAAAAGGAGCGUGAUCACCUGAAAGAUUUAAUAAAAAAUACAAGGGACCUCAAGAUUAAUUUGGCAAGGAAGUUCGUCGAAAAAUAUUUUCCCGAGAAUGGUCAAGUGGAGAAUGUACUGAAAAAAAUCAAGGAAAAAAGAGGCUUCAAACUCCAAUUUUGUGAGAUAGAUGUAGGUGAGGAUGCACUGGUACGAAUCCUUUUCUUGGAUGGGUGUACAAUACUACAGUUUAUAGAGAGCUAUAUGGAAAGGAGAGGAGGAUUAGAAGAGUUUGGAAUUGAUCGUGAUCGAGAAACAUUGAUGGUGGAGGACUUGUUCUUGCUACAAAACCAAAUCCCCUUCCAAGUCAUUGUGUUGUUCUUUGAAUUGAUGAAAGAUGAGGAUCAUUGUGCCAACCUGAAAAUGGAUAUUGUUUUUUUCCUUCACAUGAACAAUUUCAUGACACAUGAACCAAUGCUCAUCUACUACUUUUAUGACGAAGAUGAACUUCUUCAAAUACGAAAUUGCGGUGUACAUGUUCACCUUCUUUUCCUUCUUCACUCCUUCAUUGCAGGUCAUAAAUACAACCGAGUUGACCAAAUUUCUGAUCCCAAAUCAAAACGGGGAGGAUAUAACUUUCGCAUGCGCAGCGUACAAGAACUUAAAUCAGCUGGGCUAGAGUUUAAGCCAACCUCAACUGGUUCCAUCUCUUUCAGUAGUAAAUGUUUUAAGAUCAAUGGCCAUCUUAACCUUCCCCCAUUAAUUGUUAACGAAAGGACAGAGUAUAAGCUGAAGAAUCUUGUGGCCUACGAGAUGAGUCUUCCUCCUCAUUUCCUUGACCAACAAACUCAGUAUCCUGUGAUUUCUUAUGUGAAAUUCAUAGAUGUUCUGAUUGAUAAAGAAGAAGAUGUUAAAGUGCUAAGGGCAUCAAGAGUGAUUCAAAACCACCUCAGCAGUGAUGCAGAUGUAGCUACGCUAAUCAACAAACUAGGGUCAGAGUGCUUCAACCCACCACAUGACUUGUAUAAGAAAGUCAGGAAGCAGAUAGAAACUCACUGCCAGAAAAAGCGUGCGAUUUGGAUGGCCCAAGUUUGUGAAAAACAUUUCAGCAGCCCCUGGACUAUUGUUGCUCUUUUGGCAGCUGCAUUAAUUCUUUUGUUGACUGCCACUCAAACUUGGUACGCAAUUCGCUCCUGAGUUACUACAAAGUGGUGCAACACCAAUUAAUUAUCAUAUUAUUUUGGUUCAACUUUUUUCAUUUAUGGUUUUGGCUGAUGUAAUAUGUAGUUGCACAUAUAUAUAUAUAUAUAUAUGUGUGUGUGUGUGCUUUCGCCGGCCUGUGAUGUUGGAUAUUUGUGACUAUAUCUAUAGGUUCGUAUGCUGUGUUUGGUGUGCAUAUGUAAUAAAUCCUCUUCUUUGUUAGGACA